Molecule: messenger RNA, 2736 nt
Organism: Hipposideros armiger (great roundleaf bat)
Lineage: Eukaryota; Metazoa; Chordata; Mammalia; Chiroptera; Hipposideridae
Gene: DNAJB1
Product: DnaJ heat shock protein family (Hsp40) member B1
Exons: 3
Coding region: 867-1589 (240 amino acids)
Biological process (GO): negative regulation of transcription by RNA polymerase II
Cellular component (GO): cytosol
Molecular function (GO): Hsp70 protein binding; transcription corepressor activity
Source: RefSeq, a predicted model, not a curated record
AUAGCCCCUGCCCUUUGGUCAUGCGGACCUCCGCCCUCGGAUUGGCAACCGCCGGAUGGGAGGAGGAGCUCUGGCCGCGCCGCUCGCGCAGAAGCUUCUAGCAUGUCUGGGGCUGCCCCUCCCUGGGUGUUUCCGCCCACGUCCCCGAUCGCCCCCGGGUGCGGAUCGAGAAGGGGACGGAGGCUUUUUUUGCUUGUGGUGCUACGUACCCCUGGCCCCAGCUCACCUGGGAGAGGUGCUGGGCCCCUCCACCCAGGGAUGCCAAAUCGGGCCUCUGGCUGAACGCCGGGACCACCUGCGGGCAGUGAGCCUGCAAAGGGGAGCGCCAGUUUGCCCCCAUCUCCCUCUGGGGCCCCUGGGAGGGCGGAGUGAACUAAUUCUUGUAAAGUGCUUAUCCAGCACCGCGCCAGGCACGUAAAUGGCAGCCUGCGCCCACAGUGGCGGUCCAGGUGCAGGGAAUGGAGGGGACCGCCUCUGCCCAGCCUCCUGGGGUAGCUCUCCUCAGGGAAGGAGAAAGCCGCUUUCUUUUUUGUCCAGUUGCCCGUGGAUGACUCAGGCUGGUUUCUGGGCUUGGUGUUAACAAACGAAGUGACUUUUUAUAUGAGGAUAAUGGCAAAGGUACCAGGGUUUGAGAAUUUGAAAAUCUCCUUGCGUUGUUUUACCAACAUUUUUUAGUCUCCCUACACAUCGCCAACCCUAAAGUAUUUAGGAGUAAACACUUCCCUGAAAGCUGACUCUGGAUGUGCUUUUUUCAUCUGAUGUCGUAGUGAAUUCCUUGCCUAAAGGGCAGUGGCCCCAGUGGUGGGAGCAGCGGUGGUGCUAAUGGUACCUCCUUCAGCUACACAUUCCAUGGAGACCCUCAUGCCAUGUUUGCUGAGAUCUUCGGUGGCCGAAAUCCCUUUGACACCUUUUUUGGGCAGCGGAACGGGGAGGAAGGCAUGGACGUUGAUGACCCGUUUACUGGCUUCCCCAUGGGCAUGGGCGGCUUUACAAACAUGAACUUUGGCCGGUCUCGCCCUGUGCAAGAGCUCACCCGGAAAAAGCAAGACCCCCCUGUCACCCAUGACCUUAGGGUUUCCCUUGAAGAGAUCUACAGCGGCUGCACCAAGAAGAUGAAGAUCUCCCAUAAACGGCUGAACCCAGACGGGAAGAGCAUUCGCAAUGAAGAUAAAAUUCUGACCAUUGAAGUAAAACGGGGUUGGAAAGAAGGGACCAAAAUCACCUUCCCCAAGGAGGGAGACCAGACCUCCAACAACAUUCCAGCUGACAUCGUCUUUGUUUUAAAGGACAAGCCACACAAUAUCUUUAAGAGAGAUGGCUCUGAUGUCAUUUACCCAGCCAGGAUCACCCUUCGGGAGGCUCUGUGUGGCUGUACUGUGAACGUCCCCACUCUGGAUGGCAGGACCAUACCCGUCGUGUUCAAAGAUGUCAUCAGGCCAGGCAUGAGGCGAAAAGUUCCUGGAGAAGGCCUCCCCCUCCCCAAAACGCCCGAGAAACGUGGGGACCUCAUUAUUGAAUUUGAAGUGAUCUUCCCUGAAAGGAUUCCCCAGGCAUCAAGAACCAAACUUGAACAGGCCCUUCCGAUAUAGCCACCUCUGUUCCCCAAGGACUGACCAGGGACCUUUCCAGAGCUCAAGGAUUUCUGGACCGUUCCACCAGUAGUGGACCCAUGAGAAGGCGGGAGGGCCCAGGGAGGGCUUUCGUACUGCUGAAUGUUUCCCAGAGAAUAUAUUACAAUCUUUCAAAGUCGUGAACUAGACUUCAGUGGUUUUUUGAGUGAUAGGGCAGCAAGUGGUGGGAACAGCAGAAGGCAUUCCAGUCUGUGCCACAGAUCCUGCAGCUCUCCUGGAACGAGCCCAGCCCUCCUCCUCAAGGCCCUGCUCAGGACCAAGAGGCAGCCCCGCAACUGGAUUUGAGCCCUCUGUCAUCCCUUUGCUUGUUGCCGUUAGGAAAUGUCAAUCUGCUAUCUUGGUUACCAGACCCUGUAUGCUCUCCAGUUUCUGUUGUAUGACCAGUUCAUGUUUUAUUCUGUAUUUGUCUCCCAUAUUUUGCUCUUCCUCUGAAGAAUCCCGUCUUUUGCCAUCUCAAAUUGAGAACCUAGACUAUUUUUGCAGAACUGCCUGUCUGGCGCCCGCAAGCAAUACCUCUCUCGUUUCCAGCAGGACCAAGGAAGCUAGCCUUAGUAAGUGAGAGUGACUUGUGCAGCCAUCUCUCCCUUGGGGGUCAGGGGCCCUCUCAACCUCUGGCUCCGGGGGCCGAGUACGCUCACUUAUGGGUCACUCUUUCUUUUCCUGUAAGGUAAUCUUUGGCACACUGGGACCUCCCAGUGGCCCAGAUCAUUUUUUUGUUUAAUGGACUCUGGACUCUUUCAAAGGGAUCUGAUCCUUUUGAAUUUUGCACAGCCCUAGAUAUAAUCCCUUUUGAUAAAAGGGUCUUUACUCCUGAUUACAGGAGCACUGUGGAACGUCUGUAAAUAUGUUUUUAUAAUUCUGUGUAAAGUUGGUGUGCACUCAAAGAAAGCAGUCCACGGCAGCUGCUGCUCUCUGUACAGGCCCAUGAUGGAAUUCAGAAGGAACCUUGGGAGUGGGAGGGUUGGAACGAGUGUCUGUUCUCUGCAGGCCAGUCUGGUGCUCAGACUUUUAGACUCAUUGUAAGUUGCCACUGCCAACACAAGACCAAAGCGUGUGACUUGUCAUUGUGCAGCAUGACAGCAUUAAAGACUGAUGCUAAACCUCA